AUGCUGAAAAUAGUUUUAACUUACAGCUUCAUACCUCGUUUUGUAAUGAAAUGUGGCUGGAGUGGAGUAAUAUGGAAGAAAAUGCCUUCACAGCCGCGACCGGAGAUGGAGAGUAAAAUGCCGCCUACGCUCGUGACCGGAGAUGGAGAAAGUGGCUGGAGUUAUGGCCGGAAAUGGUUAUUCACUGAUUUGGGGGAAACAGGGAACAAAAAUGGGGAGAGAAAAUGGGUAUCAAAUUUGGGAAAAUGGCUAUUUGAUUUCUUCUCAAGAUACAUGCAAAAAGACGUGUUUCAGCAAGCUACUAUGAUCAAUAUUUUCUUGUUGGUUUCACUUGCAGCCCUUUUCUACUCCAACUCUGGGGCUGCCGCUGCCUCCGCCGCCACCUCAAAGCCGGGAUGCCAAUCGAAGUGUGGAGACUUAAUUGUCCCAUACCCUUUUGGAAUUGGACUAGGAACAAACUGUUCAGUGGGCUCAUGGUUUGAUAUAAACUGCAGCACCACUUUCAACCCUCCAAAGGCUUUCAUUGGACCCACAAACCUCGAAAUUAUCAACAUAUCUGAAGAAAAAAUACGUAUCAAGAAUUGGGUGGCAGCCAAAUGCUAUAACCAAACCGGUAACAUAACCCGCGAAAACCUCGCAUGGGUCAACUUAACCGGAACUCCUUACAGCUUCGCUGAUUCGAACAAGUUCACGGUGGUGGGCUGCGAUGAACUGGCAAUUGUUGUUGGCAUGAGUGGCCGGAAUUUCACCAGUGGCUGUCUGUCGCUUUGUUCGGAAAGUGAAGAUUUGAUUGACGGGUUUUGUACAGGAUAUGAGGGCAAUCCGUAUCUAAGUCCAGGCUGCACAGAUAUUGAUGAAUGUAAGAGCAAUCCAUGCGAUGAAAAUGGAAAUUGUACAAAUACUCCGGGUAGCUUCAGCUGUCAUUGCAAACAUGGAUACUCUGGCGAUGGUAAAAAAGAUGGCCGUGGUUGUAUUGCUGAGAACUCCCAGUUCCCAGUAAUCAAGUUCUCACUAGGUCAUUCUUCUUCUAAUUAUAAAGCAUAUGUACCCCUUUCAUGUUCUAUUGUGUAA
Messenger RNA from Fraxinus pennsylvanica, 1071 nucleotides. The record is from the annotation of a GenBank genome assembly. NCBI's taxonomy places the organism in Eukaryota, Viridiplantae, Streptophyta, Magnoliopsida, Lamiales, Oleaceae.